AACACUUUACAAAAUCAGGGCACUUGAUGGCGCUGUUUAAAAAAGAAAAAACAAAGAUGGCGGCGCCCGCAGACGAUCCCGAAACAGAAAUCGGUCCAACUUUGCCUGCAGUUACAGCUAGUUCGACAACAGAAAUACAAUGUAAAACAGUAUCAACGGAAGCCAAUAACGCCGAUGACCACAAGGAUGCAUCGAAUGUUCAAUCAACUGCUGCCAAAGAAGAAAAAAGGGGAAUAUAUGCGUCGUAUCAGCACAGCUCUUGUCUGCGCAGGAUAAAGUUUGCCUUUCAACGACAUCCAAAUGUGAAGACCCUUUUAGAAUCAUUGAAGAAAUUAGGAAGUGAGUUUGACAUUGAAAAGCAAGUCACCUGUGAGAAAUGUACCACCGAGACUAAUAUCAAUGGAGGCUUUGACCCAAACAGAAAUGAGAUCCUUGUAUGUGAGAACAGGAGUCCCACCCAGCGCCUGACCAGCAUGCUUCUCACCCAUGAGUUGGUUCAUGCUUACGACCACACUAAGAGUCAAGUGGACUGGACAGAUCUUAAAGCAGUAGCUUGUAGUGAGAUCCGUGCAGCUAACUUAAGUGGGGACUGCUCCUUCCUGAGUGAGAAGUUUUACCGGGGAAACAUUGGUGCCAAAUACAAUCAUGAGGCUUGUGUAAAGAGACUAGCAGUGGCUUCUAUUAUAGCAACUCGAGACGUCUCAAAAGAGGAAGCAGGGAAGAUCGCUGAUGGAGUGUGGGAUGACUGCUACAGUGACUAUGCUCCGUUUCCCACCCAUCCACACCGAGAUUCAGAGUCUAGAUUCUCUCGCUUUUCUAAAUAUUACCAGCCUAGGUGACAGUGACACUUCAAUGGUUAUUGUGCCAAUAGUGUUCCUGUAAUCUUAUUCAGCUCCCUGGGAAGUAUAUAACCCUGAGCUGCCAUUGCCCUCCAAACUCUAUCCUCACAGGCAAUACUAAUUAUAAUAAUAACAAUAAUAGCACCAGUUUAUGUACAAUGUAGCGCCUUUUCUUAAGGUUGCAAAGUGCUCACAGAAUGACAGGAAAAAAACAAAAAUGGGAAUCAAAAACCAAGAGGAAAACACGACUAGCCAAAGCCUGCAGCAUUUAGUUAAGAAAGUCCGGCGAAAAAGUUGCCGUAAAAUUCAUAAAAUUCUUCCUAACUUAAAACUAAUCUUAGGACUUAACCCGAGUCCCAACCCUGCACUGUAGCAUGCAGACCUCAA
Molecule: messenger RNA, 1226 nt
Organism: Asterias rubens (European starfish)
Lineage: Eukaryota; Metazoa; Echinodermata; Asteroidea; Forcipulatida; Asteriidae
Product: mitochondrial inner membrane protease ATP23 homolog
Exons: 6
Coding region: 27-839 (270 amino acids)
Biological process (GO): mitochondrial protein processing; mitochondrial proton-transporting ATP synthase complex assembly
Cellular component (GO): extrinsic component of mitochondrial inner membrane
Molecular function (GO): metalloendopeptidase activity
Source: RefSeq, a predicted model, not a curated record